UCGCCAUAGUAACAAUAGCACAUGUCUGCAUCUCUUUGAUAUAAAUGUCUACCAGCUCAAGCAGUGCUAGUGAUGAGGGCAGUCAUCUCUCCCAGAGUGAUAUGUCUGACCAAGACUGGACCACCACCCUGGACCAAACACUGGAGCAGAGCAGUCAACCAGAUGAUCUAGGAGGAGACCAAGAGGACAUUGUGUGUGUAGCUCUACCCCCCAGCCUCUCCACAGCUUCUGUGAAUGAGGUGGCAUUGACUGGCAGUACUGCCUUGGACGUCCUUGAUCAGCUUUUAGCCAACGAUAAGAUUGGCAAGGAGAGAGCUGCUCGACUCAGGAGGAAGUAUAAUUCCCUGAGGGACAAUCUGGAGACGUCACGUCAGUUGGAGAACACUCUGCUCAUGGAGGCUAAGUCCCUGGAGCAUCAACUAGGUCACCAGAGGAAAGUGCUCGAGAGAGGGGACAACUUUCCCGACACUGAUAACUCAGAGAAUGGGAGACUGCGGCAGAAUCUGCUGACUAAACAAAAUGAGUUUGACCAAACUGAAGAUACACUUAAAAAACUGGAGAAUGAGAUUGCAAUACUGAAGGAGGAGCAUGGUCAGGUCGAGAGGGAAUACAGUCGACAACCCAAGAGGGAAGAGCUGGAACAGCACAUUAGAGACCUUACAAGACAGAGAGAUGAUUUCAAGAGUGAGAUCGAGAAGCGUGGGGAUGACAUACAACGGUUAAAAGAAGAUUUGGACAAAAAGAACUUCAAAAUUUCCGUUAUUCAACAAGAAGCAGAUGAGAUGCGGCAGUUAGAAGAGCUGAUGCAAACUGAACUUAUUGAGAUACGAAACCUGCCAUCCAUUCCUAAAGAGAUUGACCACAUCAAAAAACAGAAAAGAGAAAUGGAAGAGAAAUGUCAAAAUCAGAGACAGUGUUUGGCAGAACUGCAGCCACAGAUUGCUGAGAGUGAAGAUCGUAUGUCAGCGCUCAAGUCCAAGCUCACUGACGUGGUGAGAGAGUUGAAGGAGCGUGAGAAUAUCCUCGAGAGUGAUCAGAUACACCUCGGCCUACUCAACAAGGACCUGAGCACUGCCAAGGAGCGUGAAGCAUCUCUCCACGAGGACAGGGCCAGUCUGGAGCUACAGUGGAGGCACCGCUGCCUCGAGUAUAAGGGACUCUUGGAGACCAUCUCAACCAAGAGCAAGGAAAAAGACAGGGAACUAAAAUCCCUCAAGAAGGCUGAGCUACACUUGGGCAUUGUGUCAGAGCAGAGAGAGCAGAUUGCACGUAAGCAGGCAGCACUGGAGAACGACGCCAUGCAACAGAGGGUGCUGUUUGAAGCUGUACGUGGGAGGAGGGAUGAGGUGGCCAGGGAAGUGGAGCAAUUCAGACGAUCUCUCUCUCUAGCCAUUGGAAUGAGUGAUGAACACACUGCUAUAAUAGACGGGCUCCAGUCGACUGAGCAGAGAUUGAAAGCAGAAAUCUUGCGGCAAAUUUCCAUUCUUCAGGAUCUUAAGAAAGACCAGGUCUCAAUUACCAAGUCUCGGGACCAAGAAGCUAAAGAUUUCUCCAAGAUUAAACGUCAGCAGAGAUCAAUUAUUGACAGUCUUCUCACUAAAGAAGGAGAGAUUGAUGAACAUCGCAAGAGACUAGGAGAGCUACAGAUGCAACUGAAAGACUUUGCUACUGCCUAUGAGGUGGUCAAGUCUGAGCGUAACAAGCUUCAUAGACACAUCCAGCUGAUGCAGCAAGUCGGGGCAGAGCUGGCAGAGAAGAGCAAGGUUCUUCAGAAUGAGACUGAAAUACUGCGAACUGGUGCAGUCACCAAGGAGAGACUCCUCCAGAAGUGUUCUUUAGUGACAACAGUGAAGAUCAUGGAGCGGGACACUCAGAGACAAGAGUUGGUCAAACUCAAGCUGAGUCAGGGGGAGCUGAACUCAGAGCUGGAGACCAGUAGGGAGGAUAUCUCUAAACUAACACGACAGAUCAACAGCUCAGAGCAAGAGCUUACUAGACUUCGUCGGCACUAUGAACUGUCAGUGCAAGAACGCAAUGAUCUCGGCCUACAACUUAUUGAAAGGAAUGAAGAGGUGUGUGUGUUCUAUGAGAAGAUGAACAUACAAGAGUCUCAGUUGAGGAAGGCCAAUAUCGAGCUAACAGCUAGGGAGGAGAAGAGAUUCCUCAAUAUGGAGACAUCUCACCUUCAAAACGAUGUUUUUGUCGCGAGGAAGUCCCUACCAAUGGGCGACAACAUAGAGAUGGAUCUGAUUAAUGCUCAGAUAGAGUUACAGAACUGUCAGAAGACUCUCAAGCAGUUAGGGGAAGCUGUGGAGUGUGCCAGUGACCCAGCUAGACUGAGGCUCCUUAGUGGGGACAACCCCUCUCGGAAACAACUCAUUGUGAAAAUUGAUGCACUGGAGGGUAAACUCUCCCAGUGUGAGCAGCAGUUGCUUGAGAAGGAGCUACUAUUUGAGCAGGUGUGUAAGCUGACAGAGAGGGCCAACAGGAGGGUGGAGGGUCAGAGAGACUCUACUCUCUCAGUGGCCAAGAAGGUCAACACCUACCAAGCCAAGAUCAAGGACUCCAACAGAAAGAUGAUGGCACUUGUGUCAGAGCUCUCAAUGACACAGGCCCAAGCACUGGGCCUGCAGCAGGAGAGUCGAGAGGCUGAGCUGAAACUGGAGCAGGUAUACGUUAGACUGACCAAUGGUGAGCCACCAGAUGACGAGUCCAAAUGUCAAUGGGAGAAGAUGAUCAAACAGAAAGAAAGGAACGAAAGUGAUGAACUAGUUAGGAGAAAGCUCCUGGAGGAGGAGGAGUCUCGUACACUGCCUGGAGGUGCCCUCUCCUAUGCUGACCCUAGACCCAAUGCCUACAUGCCAAUGGGAGAGGAUACACUACCGAUACCCAAACCCUAUGGUAGCCAUGCACCAUUCAAACCAACACAGCCUGGAGCUAACCUCAGACACAUCAGAAAACCUGAACCCAAACCAAUAGACAUAUAAUAGCAAACUCAUUAGCUGUAAGACUUAUUGUCAUGUUGUUAUUCCUUGAGUUACUGUUUGUUGCCAACACCUGUAGAAAUGAACACUUGCACAAUAGCCGUCCCGUGCACUGGUGCACAAUACAUUC
Halichondria panicea is the source of this 3114-nucleotide messenger RNA. RefSeq names its product coiled-coil domain-containing protein 146-like. Lineage: Eukaryota; Metazoa; Porifera; Demospongiae; Suberitida; Halichondriidae. The record is from RefSeq and is a predicted model, not a curated record. Gene Ontology annotation, cellular component: cytoskeleton.